CUGCUGGGUCUAAUCGCUAUUCAGGUCAAACCCGAUUAACCCACCCAGCUAUAUUUACACCAUCAUUUUUGGCGCCGACCGUGGGACUGAUUUUUAAAGUUUUUUCGACCAGGUCAAAACUUUACCCCCACUAAAUAUCCACAAUCAUGUCUUCGAGCAACUACAACGCUGUGUCAAGUCAGGCUGCGAGUGAAAGCACUCCUGCCAUCCCAUUGAUGAUGUCGAGCAUGGGGACGACCUUUGCUUCGAUCACCACUGUAGGAUCGAUUGGCAUGAUCUCAAUCAUGUCAACCCCUACUCCUACGCCGACGACAACAAUGUUCCCAGGCUCGAUAACAAUGCCUGGUGGAGCAUUCACACCAUACCCGUCAGCUUGGGCUCAGUUUGCUGCUGACCCGGCAAAUGCUCAGGCUCUACAGGGCUAUCAACAGGUGAUGGCCAUGAUGCAACAGGCAGGUGGCUUCAUGCCAUUUGCCUAUCCCGGCAUGACGCCACCAAUCAUGCCACCUCCGGUGUCGACCCCGUCAACAUUUGUCCCUAGGAUGGUCCCUAUACAUCCGAUACCAUGAAGAACAAAUAAUUUCCUUGGUUCGAUAUUCAAUAAUUACAUGAAUAUAUACUAGAAUCAGUAAUCCCAAUAAUGAAUGGAUAAUAUAAAAGGAAACAUAUACAUAAGUUUUUUUAGCCAAUUUCUGAAAUUUAUUAUGUUUUGGUUUGAUACCUACGGAAAUCAUUCAUCGUCAUCAUCUUCGAGAAGAAUUGAACAUUUUGGUGAUUGGUUGGAAGUUCCAACAUGUAAGUGUGGGAAUGAAAUGAGAAUUAUGACCGCAUGGACUGAUAACAACCCGGGCAGAAGGUUUUAAAAUUGUGCUGGAAACGGAUGGCGUAGAUGCAAGGAUUGGGAGUGGGUUGACCCU
Molecule: messenger RNA, 917 nt
Organism: Cuscuta campestris
Lineage: Eukaryota; Viridiplantae; Streptophyta; Magnoliopsida; Solanales; Convolvulaceae
Source: the annotation of a GenBank genome assembly